GUUUUGCCAUUAGUUCCUGACUUUCAGAGACUCAUCAUGUCGGAGACUGCUCCUGCUGCCCCCGCCGCCGCGCCCCCUGCGGAGAAGGCGCCUGCGAAGAAGAAGGCUGCCAAGAAACCCUCGGGGGUGCGCCGCAAGGCGUCGGGCCCCCCGGUGUCCGAGCUGAUCACCAAGGCUGUGGCCGCCUCCAAGGAGCGCAAUGGCGUGUCCCUGGCCGCGCUCAAGAAGGCGCUGGCGGCCGUGGGAUACGAUGUGGAGAAGAACAACAGCCGCAUCAAGCUCGGUCUGAAGAGCCUGGUGAGCAAGGGCAUUCUGGUGCAGACCAAGGGCACCGGCGCCUCCGGCUCCUUCAAACUCAACAAGAAGGCAGCUUCCGGUGAGGCUAAGCCCAAGACCAAGAAGGCAGGCGCGGCCAAGGCUAAGAAGCCUGCGAGCGCAGCCAAGAAGCCCAAGAAGGCGACCGGUGCCGCCACACCCAAAAAAGCGGCCAAGAAGACCCCGAAGAAGGCGAAGAAGCCGGCGGCGGCUGCCGUGACCAAGAAAGUGGCCAAGAGCCCAAAGAAAGCGAAGGUCACCAAGGCCAAAAAGGUCAAGAGCGCUUCUAAGGCCGUAAAGCCGAAGGCUGCCAAGCCUAAGGUUGCGAAGACCAAGAAGGUUGCAGCCAAGAAGAAGUAGGCGGUCUCCUUAACAAUCCAAAAGGCUCUUUUCAGAGCCACCACUCCCACUUAAGAGCUGUGACAUUUGUAUAACUUAGCAAGGUUGCGUGGGACUCAACCCAGGCAGCGCUCGGCGGGAUGGGUGGGGUUGUCGAUCCCACCUAGAGUUGUUUGUGCCGGGCGGCUCAGGAAGUGCUAUGUGCGAGUGCACCCUCCCACAGCUGUCAACAGAAAGCAAUCCUUGGCGCUAGUGCGUAUUGGACUACAAUGUGAUUUGAAAGUUCCGCCUAGAUUGUGGGUUGGCUUACUCCGGCCCAGGACUUUAGUCCUUGGAUUGAUUGGGCGCCAUCCCGAAGUUUGCGCUUCCUGCGUGGAGAAACGCAUCCGGGACUUGUAGAUGGCUUCUGGGUUUAUCCUGUUGGUGUUAGCCCUGAAAUAUGGGAGGAGGUAGGAUGCUGGCGCUAACUUGCCUUCCUUAAUAAAAAGAGGGAUAACUGCCGGAACGAUUAGCCUGCUCAGAUAAGUUGGACUGAGGACUGAAACGGUUGUUUCUGGUACUUUUGGUUUGUUUGCUACAGCAAUGGAGUGGUGGAUUGAACUGCGUCACAACCUGGGUCAGCCAUUUUUUUUUUUAAGUUCAUUACUAUUACCGAUUAUUUUACUUGUUUUGCCUUAUUUUGAUACGGGAUAGUUGUAGAUUAACAUUGCCUCGGGUUUCCGAGGCGCUUACGUUAUACGUGUGUCAUCACUAAAGAUAGACUUCACAUAAAUACUGACGUUUAUUGGUAAUGCUUUGAACAGUCCAAAAUGUUAAUAAAUUUGCUCUGUUGAAGGUCUGUUUCUAAUAAAAGCUUUUAGUUUUCA
Messenger RNA from Grammomys surdaster, 1520 nucleotides. It is a transcript of the gene H1-2, whose product is annotated as histone H1.2. Gene Ontology annotation, molecular function: double-stranded DNA binding; nucleosomal DNA binding; structural constituent of chromatin. NCBI's taxonomy places the organism in Eukaryota, Metazoa, Chordata, Mammalia, Rodentia, Muridae. The coding region runs from base 37 to 675 and encodes 212 amino acids. The transcript has a single exon. Gene Ontology annotation, biological process: negative regulation of DNA recombination; nucleosome assembly; chromosome condensation. Gene Ontology annotation, cellular component: nucleosome; nucleus. The record is from RefSeq and is a predicted model, not a curated record.